AUGAAUUUCUUACAUUUAGAUGGAAGAGCAUUUAAUCAAACUCCAUUAGGUUUCAAAUUCAUCCACUGCAUUGACAUUUGUAAACUUCACAAGUCUGCAGGUUCAAUUCCGCCAAAGCUUGGACACCUAAUGCAUCUGGAAUUACUCAGUUUGAGCAACAAUAGCCUAACUGGUUCUAUACCGAAUCAAAUAUUCAACAUCUCUUCACUACAAGUGCUGGACCUUAUGAACAAUAGUUUUUCGGGGAAUAUUCCAUCAACUGUUGGUUAUGGAUUGAUCAACCUUGAGGAGCUUUAUGUCAAUGUGAAUAAGUUUGAUGGAGUGAUACCAGACUCGAUCUCCAAUGCAUCUCAACUGAGUAUUUUACAAUUGUCCAUAAACAAAUUUAGUGGUCCAAUUCCCAAUUCUCUCGAGGAUCUAAGGCUUCUAACUAGUCUAGAUCUCGCUGGAAAUCAUCUGACAACCGAACUUUCGUCAACAGAAUUGAGCUUCAUCAGUCAUUUGAUGAAUUGCAAUUAUCUAAAAGAUUUAUCAAUCGGUGACAAUCCAAUGCAUGGUUUUCUGCCAACUUCUGUGGGGAAUCUUUCAACUUCUUUGGAAAGACUAUAUGCAUAUAGUUGUGAAAUCAAAGGGAAAAUUCCAGAAGAAAUUGGGAACUUGAGCAAUCUGUGGAUUUUGAGUCUACAUGGAAAUCAGUUGAGUGGGUCCAUUCCUCUGGCAAUCAAAGGAGAAAUUCCCUUUAGUGGUCCUUUCAAGAACUUCACAUACGAAUCAUUCAUGUGUAAUGAUGACUUGUGUGGUGCUCAAAGAUUUCAUGUUCCUCCUUGUAGUUCUCCUCGGAUUCACAGUCGAAAGAAAAUACUCCAAAUAUUAGGCACUGUAUCAAGUAUUGUAGCAAUUGUAAUUGCUGCAACCAUGGUAAUUUUAAUCCUGAGAUGCCGAAGGAAGGAUGAAACUUCAAGAAAUACUGAUUUAUCCAUGGGAAUGCCUAAAUGGAUUUCGUAUUAUGACCUGUUCAAGCAACUGAUGGUUAUGAUGAAAGCAAUUUACUUGGUGUAG
Molecule: messenger RNA, 1059 nt
Organism: Coffea arabica (coffee)
Lineage: Eukaryota; Viridiplantae; Streptophyta; Magnoliopsida; Gentianales; Rubiaceae
Source: RefSeq, a predicted model, not a curated record